Neurospora hispaniola is the source of this 1775-nucleotide messenger RNA. RefSeq lists its product as uncharacterized. The transcript has 2 exons. Bases 92 to 1372 code for a protein of 426 amino acids. The record is from RefSeq and is a predicted model, not a curated record. Gene Ontology annotation, molecular function: dihydrolipoyllysine-residue acetyltransferase activity. Gene Ontology annotation, biological process: pyruvate decarboxylation to acetyl-CoA. Lineage: Eukaryota; Fungi; Ascomycota; Sordariomycetes; Sordariales; Sordariaceae.
CUUGUUGGAAACCACCACAGCCCUAUCGCGAAAUCCACGUUGACCACGCAUUCCACGUCUUCGUUGCGACAACACCACAUACUCGUCCGCCAUGGCUUCGCUAACAGCAGCUUGUCGCAUCUCUGCCAGAAUGGCAGGGCGCUCCGUCAGAGGUUUCCGGACCUCUGCCGCCGCUCUCGCCGCUCAAAACUUUACCAUGCCCGCUCUGUCGCCGACAAUGACGGAGGGCAAUAUCGCGACCUGGAGGGUGAAGGAGGGCGACAAGUUCUCUGCCGGUGACGUGUUGUUGGAAAUCGAGACCGACAAGGCCACUAUGGACGUUGAGGCGCAGGAUGACGGUGUCAUGGUCAAGAUCAUGCAGAACGAUGGCGCCAAGGGUGUUGCUGUCGGCGCCCGGAUAGCUGUUAUUGCGGAGGAAGGAGAUGACAUUAGCUCUCUCGAGAUCCCAGCCGACGCGGCCCCACAGUCCAAGCCAGCCGAGUCAGCACCCUCGGCACCUCCCCCACCGACCACCGCGGACCAGUCUAACGUUGCCGUCCCCGAAUCCGCUCCUCAGAAGGCUUCGUCCAAGUCGGCUCCCAAGCCUCCGAGGAGGCAAUACCCCCACUAUCCUUCCGUCGCCCAUCUACUCAAGGUCAACGGCAUUGACGCCGCUGCCGUUCAGGAUAUCACCCCAACCGGCCCCGGCGGCCGUCUGCUCAAGGGUGACGUUCUUGCCUACCUUGGUAAGAUUGACGCCCAGACGCCGUCCACCGUCUCCGAGAGGUUCGAGAAGCAGUCGCACCUCGACCUUAGCAACAUCAAGGUUGCCAAGAGCACCGAGGCUGUCAAGGCCACUACCGAGAAGGCUCAGUCCAAGAAGCUGGAUGCUCCCGCUCCUCCUCCCGUAGCUGUUGUCACCGCGCCUAUUUCUCUGUCCGCCGCCAUCGAUGUUCAGAAUAAGCUUCACAAGACCAUCGGCGUCUUCCUCCCUCUCUCAACCUUCAUUGCCCGUGCCACCGAGAUCGCCAACCAGAAGCUACCCCUUCCCGCAAACUACCAGCCUACUGCCGAUGAGCUCUUCAACCAGGUUCUCGGUCUUGACAAGGUCACUCGCAAGGAAUCUCGCGGCUCUUAUACUCCCACAUUCGGCUCCUUCGUGGCCCCUCAGCGCGCAGCUCGCAAGGCUGAUAUCAUCGAUAUUCUCGCCGCUCCCUCCAAGCGCGUUGCUGCUUCUGUUCAGAGCAAGUCCGCCGCCCCCGGUUUGACCACUUCUGGACCCAACGUCUUCAGCCUUCAGGUACCCAAGUCGGAAGAGAAGAGGGCCCAGGCCUUCCUUCAUAAGAUGAAGCUUGUUUUGGAACAGGAGCCUGACAAGCUUGUACGGGCCUAAAAAAAACUUAAUGAUCUGUUCAUUCUUUUUCACUUCUUGCGCUCCCUCAAUUGCCUUUUAUAGAGAGGGAACAAAAUGCACAUAAAGCACAUGGGGUUUACUUGCUUGACAUAUGUUGGUAUUGGAUUGUAUGGAGUAACUUGUUAGCACUAGACUUCCACUUUUAUGGCUUCAUGAUCUAGGUUCUCUACUCUUAAUGUUCUGAGGACAACAUGCGCUCUUGUGCGGACGCCUGGGCAUUCUUAGUUGCGUUUCAACAGCUCAAACAACCGAGGAAUGAUUGCGUAUGGUUGGCGUGCCUUUAGCCCAUGAGCUCUGUGCUCGACGGUAAAGUUCUCCGCUCGUAUGGAGAUAUUUGCCAGGCCAUGUUUCGGUUAUUUGAUCAGCUCGUACGUCCAACCGC